Molecule: messenger RNA, 6077 nt
Organism: Camponotus floridanus (Florida carpenter ant)
Lineage: Eukaryota; Metazoa; Arthropoda; Insecta; Hymenoptera; Formicidae
Gene: form3
Product: serine-rich adhesin for platelets
Exons: 26
Coding region: 64-5430 (1788 amino acids)
Biological process (GO): cellular component organization
Molecular function (GO): actin binding
Source: RefSeq, a predicted model, not a curated record
CUCGCGUGUAACGAGUACUUUGACACUGGAAGAUCAGCAUUCGCAGAUGCAGCAGCCAGCAUCAUGGAUUCCCACGUCGGACUCGACUACAUCGUGGAUAAUCCUGAUUAUUGCGUCAAGCUCGCCUCAGCGUUGGAAACGGCGUGUCCGUCCGUGAAGAAGCAAGUCGUGGAGCUACUGUCGGCGUUAUGUGUCUAUAGCCAGGAUGGCAGACAGAGAGCUAUCGAUACUCUUCACAUAUACCAGGAACGGAAGGGCGAGCGUUAUCGAUUGCGAGUCGUGGUCGACGAGCUGCAGAAAGCGACGGCGGAGGAUUACCAGACGGCAUUGCUGGCGUUCAUAAAUUGUUUGGUCAUCUCGACGCCGGUGCUCAAGGAUCGCAUUCGUAUUCGCAACGAGUUUAUCGGCCUCAAGCUCUUGCCGAUUUUGAACGAGUUGCGGAAGAGCCACGCGCCGGAUGUAAGGGUGCAGCUGGACGCCUUCGAGGAUCAACGGGAGACGGACGAGGAGCUCACCAAUCACGGACCCCCCGGGAUUGAUCUUUCCUCUCAUGUGGAUGUGUUUUAUGCUAUCCUCGGUCAAGUUGCAGACACUCCGCAGGAGAUACCCUUUUUGAGCGUCCUGCAGCAUCUGUUGCGGCUGGACCCGAAAGACGCCGCCAGUGAUCUGGCGUGGGACACCGCCGAGACCCUGGUGCAUCGAGCCACGUUGCUGGAGAGUCGCGAGGAUGCCACCAAAUUGCUAAGAUCGCCCAGUCUUCAAACGAAUCUAUGCUGUCACUGCCGCGGCACCGAUCAAACGUGCGGAACGUCGCGGAAAGCAUCGCUGCCGGCCAGCAGCGGUUCGACGGGACCCUUAUCGCCGCCACCGCCGCCGCCACCCCCGAUUCCGACGACCUUCGGCCCAUCAUCGAGUACCAGCGGUUUCGUUCUACCUCCCCCGCCGCCUCCGCCACUCGUCGUCAACGUUGCUGACGCGCCGAUGGAGCCGCCGAUGCCACCCCCCCUUCGCGUGCUCCCCGUCGCGCGCGCGCUUACCCCCGAACCCCCUAGCAAUCAUGCCAAGUUGCUGCCGCAACAGGAGAUCCCUGUCCCCAAGACGAAGAUGAAGACGAUCAACUGGAACAAAAUACCCAAUCAUAAGGUGAUCGGCAAACGAAACAUUUGGUCUCUCGUGGCGAACGAGCAUCAGAAUUCGCCGAUGGCGGACUUGGAUUGGGCCGAGAUGGAGGGUCUCUUCUGUCAACAAGCACCGCCGUUGAUUCCACCGGCGACCUGCUCGUCCUCGUGCGGCGUCGGCGUCGACGUCGAACGACGUCGUCGAGAACCGACGGAGAUUGCGUUACUCGACGGGAAAAGGAGUUUGAACGUUAACAUCUUUCUCAAGCAAUUCCGAAGUUCGAAUGAGGAUAUAAUCCAGCUGAUCAGGGAGGGUGGCCACGACGACAUCGGCGCGGAAAAACUACGUGGACUUUUAAAGAUACUGCCAGAAGUGGACGAGCUCGAGAUGCUCAAAAGCUUCGACGGCGACAAGUCGAAGCUGGGUAAUGCCGAGAAGUUCUUCCUGCAGCUCAUUCAAGUGCCAAAUUAUAAGCUGCGUAUUGAGUGCAUGCUGCUGAAGGAAGAAUUCGCUGCGAAUAUGAGCUAUCUGGAACCAAGCAUCAACUCGAUGAUACUCGCUGGCGAGGACCUCAUGACAAAUAAACCACUGCAGGAGGUGCUGUACAUGGUUUUAGUCGCCGGAAACUUCCUCAACUCUGGCGGUUACGCUGGCAAUGCGGCAGGUGUAAAGCUUUCUUCUUUGCAAAAACUAACGGAAAUUCGUGCGAACAAGCCGGGGAUGAAUCUGAUACAUUACGUAGCAUUGCAAGCUGAGAGAAAACGAAAAGACUUGCUAAAUUUCACAAAAAACAUGACUGCUUUAGAAGCAGCGACAAAAACGACGAUCGAGCAACUUAAUAACGAAUUUAACACUUUGGAUACGAAGAUUAAAAAGAUCAAAGGUCAAAUUCAGCUCUCUUCGACCGAAAGCGAUAUACAGGAACAAAUGGCACAGUUUCUUCAGAUGGCUGAGCAAGAAAUGGCGCAGUUAAAGAGGGACAUGGAGGAACUCGAAGGAGUGAGACGAUCGCUCGCGGAAUUCUUUUGCGAAGACACGAGCGCGUUUAAGAUCGAGGAGUGUUUUAAGAUAUUCCAUCAGUUUUGCCAAAAGUUCAAUCAGGCGAUCGCGGAAAACGAGAGGCGGCGUAUUCAGGAGGAGCAGGUCCUAGCGCGUCGCAAGCAGCGCGAGGAACAGCUACUGGCGAGAAAACGAUUGCUGAGCAAUCAAGCGGAGACACCAGGCUCGGAAUCCGAGUCUAAUCUGAUGGACUAUGGAUUAUUCGACCUCCACACCGGUUUACCUCAAAGAAGUUACAGCCGUGGUGAGGCCAAGAUGAGAAGAUUGCAAAGUGGCGGCGUCACAUCGGACGAGGACGUUUCCAUCGUUGGGUCGCCCAAUAUCCGACGUCGUUUAGGAUCGUGCUCAGGCGGUCCCGAUCAACAAUCUACCAAAGAAGACACAUAUUCACCAGAUAUCACGCCUAAUGGCACGCUUCGUCGACGCAGGAGCAGGAUACCCUGCGAGGAUGAUGACGGGAAUCUAAUGGAUUUUUUGCGAACAUCCGGACAAGACAAUACGCGGGAGAGGAAAUCGUGGGGAAGUUUAGAUCGAUCGUGGGCGCGAAGAGCUCGCGGACAGUCGCGAAGAGGGGAUCUUUUGAACGCCGAUUUUUCGGGAGAUCGGGAACGACCGAGCUCGCCGUCUCCCCUCGCGGAGAGCAAGCCGUUCCUGCAGGAGGAGGAAGCGAAGCCGACCGGGAAAGCCUGGAGACAAAAGAUCGAGGCGUGGCUGUCGGAAAACGAAAAGGAGGAUCGCGCGGGCGAGCAGCUUCAGAGAAGAGCGAAGCAAUUGCACCAGGCAAACCGACGGUCCUUCGAAGACUCGGAAAACGAAGGCAAAAGCACGAACAUUUUGACGGAAGAUCGAUCCGUGCACGAAGGAGGAUUCUCUGAAGUUUACGAUUGGCGACCGUCCGUCGAGAAAACGGAUGUAAUGCGCACAAUGGAGGCCAUUGAAGAAGCUCAACCACUUUCGUCGCAGGAUAAAUCUCCUUGGCGAAAAUCAAGCUUAAACGUACCAAAUAGUAUGGAAGAGACUGAUCCGCGUUAUUCCCGUAGAUUUAGGUCGAGACACAAUACGGAAAACGCUCUCGUUCCGAGCACACUGCAGGCGAUCAGAGAAGAGGACAGGAAGAAGAACAAGCUCAACGACGCUCUGAACAUGGACACUCAGGAUGAGUUGACCAUCUAUCUUCGGCAACCUUACACCGGGUCGCAAGCAUCUGCAACCCGGCGAUUCUCGAAGCUCGGCAAAAGACCCGCAGAUGAAGAACGAAUCAGCGAUAAAAUCGAGAUUGAUUCGGACAAUAUCGAGACGCCACCAGCGACCAGACGACUGUUUAGUCCUCCGAAGGAAGUGAAACCCGUGGAGAAGGAGCCAUGCAAGAGAGAACGUUGCAGCAGCUCCCUCCAGAGUCGAGAUAUGAAGACUGCGAUCCUGAAACCCAUCAGCAUGGAUCUCGGUAACGGCAACUUUGACAGAUAUUCGGCAACACGACGUACUCGUAGAUACAAAAAGACCCAGGAUCCCGCGGGUGACAAGGACAUGUCGAGCCCCGAGUUGGUCUGCGACGAGAAGCCGGUGCAGCGACCCAACACCCUCGCCCUGGCCGACGAGGAUACCCGCGAGGACGAGGACGCCAUGUUGCGCCUUUGGCAGGACAAGCUGAAGCGACGCGACAUCGUUGCCUCAUCAUCAUCGCUCGACAUCGACGUCGCGCUGGCAGAGAUCGCACGUUCCGGCGAAGAUCUGCAACGUCUAUCGACCACGACGUCGGAAACGACAACGACGAUGAGUCAUAGAAAUUCAAGACUGCCGAUCAGUCAACCACCGCCGCCAGUGGUAGCGGUGACCAACACCGUGUUGAGCCCGGUAAUGCAAGAGUCACGACCACGUGAACCCGUCACGGUACUUGCUGAGCGAGCGGUGACAAGUCGCGAACGUCACCGGAGCAUGAUCGAUCCGAGUCAGGUGAAGGAAGCGGUUCGCUUGACUAGCAAUCCGCCUAGUCAGGUGAACCAAAAGCAGGAACCGUCGAACAGGAGCUUCCGAAGCGAGAAUUCGAUAGACGAGCGAGACGACGCGUCCAAAAUCAUGGAAGAGGAGAAGCGCACAGAAGAGCUGAGAAAUGUCGAGGAAAAUCUUGAGAAAAACGUCCGAUCCGCGGACGAUUCGGGGGAUCGCCCGCUGAUGACACGGCAGAACUCUAUGUUCCGCAGCAGAUUCAUCCCUGAUAUAAGUGUGACAUCGUCGCCGCCGGGCAAAGUCACUCGAGAUCAGGAACUGAAUGACGAAGGUUUCGAGGAGACGCAGAGCCUCGUUUCGGAGACCCUGAGCCAGGAGACGUCCUCGGGCAAUUACGAGACAGACACGCAUGACUCGACGCGAUGUUCACCAGCGGAGUUGAGCUACGGUGGUGAACAGCGCAGACGUAGCAUCACGGUAACGAUGGACGAUGACGAUGUGGACAGCCGUAGCAAGCGAAGAUCCUUGUCCGUCGACAAAUUAUCCAAGCCAGCAUCGGGUAAGGUUUUCGGCAAGAAGGAGGCUGCAAGAAAUGCGUCGGAAAAAUCGAGUUUCCUGCCACGGGCUGCGAGCAUGAAGCGCGAGUCCACGUUAAGGAAGACCGAGUCCCUGAAGAAGACUUCGAACGCCCAAUCAUUGUCGGGCAUUCCGGGAACUUCGUUGAAGAAUGAGGUGCAACGUUCUGGUUCCAGGAGUAGCUUGCGCAGUUCGCGAAGUUCCUUGAACAGCGCAACGUCCGUGAACACGGUACGUAAUCUGGCCGCGAAUCACGCGCAUCUGCGUAGCUACACCUCGGCCAUUCGCGCGCUCACCAACGACUUGAGGAAGAGUAGCCCGUCGAAUAGUCCACUGCCGCCAAAGAACAUCGUUGAUAAGAGACGGCCGAAUCCUCGUCAGGUCAGCGUCAGCAGGAUACCCGCCAGCAGGAGCAGCAGCAGCGGUAGCAGCGUCGGACCGACAGCGAGAAGCCUUCGAAAAACAUCGGAGGUAGCAGCUGACAUGCCAAAGGUCGCGAGGGGUCGACCCAUCACUUCGCGUAGCAGCAGCAGCGGUAGCAGCAUCGGUCAGCAAUCGAUCAUGGGAAAUCGAUCAGCGAUUGGCGACAAGACGUCCAGUACGAGAAGUAGAUUAAUUCAACCGCGAGCCGGGUCCAAGAGUCACAGCUUUAUGCGGCCUACAGCUGCUAGUGUCAACAAGGGUUCCAUACAGAACCUUCCGAAGAGUAUCAAGGCCAUGGUGAAGUGAUGUCUCUCUUCGAUGAGAAAACGAAUUGUAUCUGUAAGGUUGCCGAGAGAAUUUAGAAAGUCUAUUCAUUUAACAAUUACAAUUAGAAGAAUAACAAGCAGUAUAAAAUCGGUAAAUAUUGAUAGCUGAAAAGCUGAUGGAUGUUAUCGUAAAAUAUAGAGUUCGCAGGAUUUAGAUAAUGAAGAUUAUGAUUAUUAUUCUCGCUUAUGUAUUAUGUCUCACAGUGUUAAGCCAAAAUAAGUAAGAUUAUUUUAGUUUAUUACGCAACUACCACACCAAACAAUGCAAGUUUCUCGAUUCGAGAGAAAGAUAAUCAAAUCUAUCUCCAGCUUUACCAUGUUUUUAUGACCAAGGAAACUUGAAGGAAUGUCCCGAUUUUUAUGUUUGAAAAAUGCCAAAUUGCGGGAAUUUUCCUUUUAGUACCCUAGAAUAUAUUUAUAAAAUUAUAUGUAACAUAUUCGCGACUAAUAUAAUGCGUACGAUAUAUUGUAAUUCUCUCUUACGACGUUAACAUAAAGAUAAAUAUUAUAUUGUAGAAUAUAUAUCCGGCACAAUAAAUUAACAGACAUUUAUAAUGAUGAUAUAUAAUACAAUUCGAAAAAUUUGAUCGAAGAAAUACACACGGAACAUUAUUAAAUAUAAACUUA